This is a messenger RNA of Seminavis robusta, 582 nucleotides long. NCBI's taxonomy places the organism in Eukaryota, Bacillariophyta, Bacillariophyceae, Naviculales, Naviculaceae. The record is from the annotation of a GenBank genome assembly.
AUGAUACCAAAUGAAAGGAUGACAGCAGCAUGGCUUGUGUUGACUUUCCUGGGGACGUCCAUCUCGCCGAUUGCGGCCUUUUCGUUGCAACCGAUGAUGGUUCCGCAAAGUAGUUCUAGCACCCUGAUCCACCAACGACAACGACAGACCCUGAAACUCAUGAAGCCAAGUACGUUUGUCAAACCUCUGUUGGCCUCCUCAGAUGAUGAAGCUUCCACGAGUAUUGCCGAAUCCGAUCAACUCAUUCUGGGGCUGGGAGGCACAGUAGCGGCAGUUGUCAUGAUGUAUUCCGAAUUUGUCCUCUCCCAGACUGGUUGUGGAUUGCCCGCUGGUCCGUUUGGUGCCGUGGGGGCCAUGGAAGGGCUCAGUUAUCUGUCGGUAGUAGCAUUGGCUGGAUUUUCCAUAUUUCAAAAAGUCACUACGGGAAGCGGUUUACCAGCCGGAAAGUAUGGUCUAUUGGGUCUUGCUGAAGGCUUGGCAUUUCUGGCUAUAGCUGCUGGUGUUGUCGUUCUGGGGCUCCAAGUAACCAACUAUGGUUAUAUCCCAAAUGCGGUGCCAAUGGAGGGCGGCAUGUGUCAAUAG